GUGUGUGUCGCAGCGAUGGCGGCGGCCCAGACGGAGGCGGGCAGUGCGCGUUCGGUCAUGGCCGGAGCCGCGGGCCUUGCUGCCAUGGGCGACGUGGGGCCCGUAGGCCUCGCCACGGCCGAGCUGGGGACCGCGGGCCCCGCCGCGGACGGUGCGGAGUGCGGGGCGGGCGACGCCGUGGUGGCGGAGGAGCCGCCGGCGCCGCCGGCGCUGCCGGGGCUGCGGCUGGUGCAGCAGGGCGCUGAGGCGCACGUGUACCGCGGGCUCUUCCUCGGCCGGGCCGCCGUGGCCAAGCUCCGCGUCCCGAAGCGCUACCGACACCCCGCGCUGGAGGAGCGCCUCAGCCGGCGCCGCAUGGCCCAGGAGGCGCGCUCGCUGCUGCGGUGCCGGCGGGCAGGGAUUCCAGCUCCAGCGGUCUACUUCGUGGAUUAUGUCACCAACUCCAUCUAUCUUGAAGAUAUUGUAGACUCAAUUACUGUUCAGGAUCAUAUUUAUUCUGUGCAAAAGAGUGGAAAUGAUACCAGUGGCCUGCAUAAGUUAGCAGAGAAGAUGGGUGAGCUGUUAGCAAGGAUGCACGAUGAGGAUAUUAUCCACGGGGACCUCACAACUGCCAAUCUCCUCCUGCGGCCACCCACGGAGAACCUGGACCUGGUGUUGAUAGACUUUGGACUCAGUUUUAUUUCAGGCCUUCCAGAGGAUAAAGGAGUUGAUUUGUAUGUUCUGGAAAAAGCCUUCAUUAGCACUCAUCCAGAUACUGAAGCAAUGUUCCAAGCUCUGCUAAAGACCUACGCAGCCACGUCUAAAAAAUCAGGUCCUGUGAUCAAAAAGCUGGAUGAGGUUCGGCUAAGGGGAAGGAAGAGAUCCAUGAUUGGGUAGAAGAGAGUGGGGUUAGGGAUGGAGAAACAGUAGGUUUUGCAAAGAGGGUUAUUUAUAUUUCUAGUUGGUUUUAUUUCACAGAUCACUAUUUUGAUAACUGUGUCUUCAAAUAAAUAAACUUGAAAGAG
Molecule: messenger RNA, 1004 nt
Organism: Zonotrichia leucophrys gambelii
Lineage: Eukaryota; Metazoa; Chordata; Aves; Passeriformes; Passerellidae
Gene: TP53RK
Product: TP53 regulating kinase
Exons: 2
Coding region: 16-876 (286 amino acids)
Biological process (GO): protein phosphorylation
Cellular component (GO): cytosol; nucleus; EKC/KEOPS complex
Molecular function (GO): protein serine/threonine kinase activity; ATP binding
Source: RefSeq, a predicted model, not a curated record